This is a messenger RNA of Diatraea saccharalis (sugarcane borer), 2762 nucleotides long. The record is from the annotation of a GenBank genome assembly. Lineage: Eukaryota; Metazoa; Arthropoda; Insecta; Lepidoptera; Crambidae.
AUUUUUGUCAGAAAGUAAUAAAUAUAAAAAAAUAGAUAUACGUUAUAGUUAUUUUGAAUGCUGUUGCUGUGAAUGUAAAAGCAAAACUUUUUUUACGAAAUGAAGUACUAAUAGUCUUCGAGUCGAAACUUUGAGGUUAUGUCUCAAACUCAAGUUACGACGAAACCUCCUGGAAAGAGCUGGAGAGAAAUUAAUCAAGAGAGAAAAGCCUUAAAACGGCAGCGAAAUGAAGAGAAGAUAUUGAAACAGGAAAAGCGUGUUGCCCUGCAAGUUGAAGUAGAAAAAAAGAUACAAGAAGAGGUUGAAAAAGAAAAAAAAUAUUCAGAGAUUUCAACGAUCAGCAUAGCUAUACCGGGUUCUAUAUUAGAAAAUGCUCAGUCUGCUGAGCUUCGAACAUAUCUUGCUGGUCAGAUAUCGAGAGCUGCAUGUGUAUUCUGUGUGGAUGAAGUAAUAGUUUACGAUGACAUUGGAGACAAGGUAAAUACUAAAAAGUCUAAGGUAGAAGAAGUUGAUGGAGUCAAACUUGCUAGAAAGAGUUGUGUACAAUUGGCACGUAUAUUGCAAUACUUGGAAUGCCCACAAUAUUUAAGGAAACAUUUUUUUCCACUGCAUAAAGACUUAGAAUUUGCUGGUCUCUUGAAUCCAUUGGAUGCACCACAUCAUUUAAGAAUGUCGAACGACUUCAAAUUCAGGGAAGGUAUAACAAUGAACAAAAAAGUGAAACCUGGUAGAGGAUCACAAGUGAAUGUUGGUCUUCUUCAAGAUGUUUCAACAGACAAAUUACUUAAUCCAGGCAUUCGAGUUACAGUUCGAAUGUUGCCAACUCCAGAAGGUUGUAAAAAGCUUAAGGGUAAAAUUGUUAGCCUUACCACACCAAGAGCCGAAACAGGUGUAUAUUGGGGAUACACUGUUAGAAUUGCAAAUAAUUUAAGUCAAGUUUUUACACAAUCACCGUAUAAGGAUGGAUAUGAUCUAACCAUUGGUACUUCGGAUAGAGGAACAUCUAUGGAUGAUAUACCUGAUAAAGAACUAAAUUACAAUCAUGCCUUAAUAGUUUUUGGAGGAUUACAUGGUAUAGAAGCAGCUUUAGAAAGUGAUGAACAAUUGCAAGUAGACGAAGCCAGUUUACUUUUUAACCACUAUGUCAAUGUGUUACCUAAUCAAGGUUCAAGAACAAUUCGUACAGAAGAAGCUGUGCUUAUAACACUUUCAGGAUUACGAAAUAAAUUUAAAGCAAACAAUCCUCCAAUGUUAUUCAAGGAAUCUGGCAUAGCAACUAGUUCGAUCUUUGCUGUAAAACCAGAAGUUUCUGAAAAUUCAGGAACUGAAUGUACUUUAGAUUUAAGUAAAUUUGACUAAAAUAUAAAAUUAAACCUUUUUACUUCAAUAGUUUUAUUAUAAAAAUGGAAGACAUUUUUCACUGGGUUAGGAAUGAUACCUCAUUAUUGUUUAUCAUUUACUUAGUAUUACUUUUGUUCAUGCUUAUCAAUAGAAGUUUGUACUGUAUCACGAAGUAGUUUGAUAGUUGAAGCUUGAUCUGUGGCUCCGAUUACAGCUGUACCAGACACAAUCAUAUUAGCCCCAGCCUAAAAAUAAGUAUAAUGUUUAUUUUUAAAUUUUAUUCUUACUCGUUUCAUCAGUUCUUUGUCUAAAAAUUGUACUUACAUCAGCACAGCAACUAAUAGUUAAAGGCCCUACACCUCCAUCUACCUCAAUAUUUAAUAAUGGAUAUUGUUCCCUAAGGUACUGCACUUUAGCCAUUUGGUUUUUCAUAAACUGCUGCCCUCCGAAACCAGGCUCCACAGUCAUUAUUAAUACCAUGUCAGAUAGAUCUAUGUACUUUUCAACAUCUGAAACAGGGGUACCAGGUUUGAUUGCUACACCAACCUAAAAUUGGAAAUAAUAAUUUAAAGAAUAUUAUCUAUUCUAAUCUAGAAAACAAAAAUUGACAAUAAAAGGAUUACGUAUUUUUAACUUCAUGGUCUGAUAGAGAACCUACCCACCUUCAUCCCAUUUUCCUUAAUUUUUCUACACACAUCUUCAACAUUUCUAACAGGCUCAAUAUGAAAAGUGUAUUGAUCAACUCCAGCAUCGGCCAUUGGAACUAUCCACUAAAGUAAAAAAAAAAUGUAAGUCCUGACAUAUGAACUUAUUUUAAAUUUUAUUUAUUUAUAAGAAACUAAAAAUUAAAUUAAAUAUGAAUUAAUGUAUUAAGGCAAACAUAAAUAUAUAGAAGCAAUGAUUUAGAUGUGACCUUUAAUAACUUGAACAAGGUCAAAUAACAAUGUUUAUCAGAAUAUAUUUAAAAUGGGUAUUUUUUAAAUUACUAGUGCACAUACUUUGAUCUUGAAAAAUAAGAAUUUGUUACACAUUAGUUACGUUAAAAAUAAUGCCUACUUGUUCAGGAUUUUGAACCAUCAUGUGUGUUUCAAAAAAUGCUUCUUUUAUUUUGGACCGUAAACAUUUUACAAUAGGAUGUCCAAAAGUUAAAUUAGGCACAAAGUGACCGUCCAUCACGUCCAAGUGUAGAUAAUCAGCACCAUUGUUGAGAAGUUUUUGAGAUUCUUCAUAUAACUGAGAGAGAUCCGCAUUUAAAAUUGACGGUCCAAUAAGUGCCCUUAGACGACUCAUCGCAGUUUUAAUGAAAUUUUAGUAUUCAGAGUUCUUAGCCAGUAAUGACUACUUAUAACCUUUCUUUGAUAAGGACAGUUCGACAGAGAAAAUAAAGAAACUAACAAAAGCUCCUAACUUAAUAAUUCGGA